AUGCCCACUAAAGCUGCUGUUUUAGCCGCUCUCCGUUCCUUCGUAGACGGAUUGUCGCGUCCGUAUUCGGAGGAAAAGUAUGAUCGCAGCGUCCAGGAUUGUUGGGGUCACGAUCUCUUCGGGCCUUACCUUCAGUUUAAAAAGGACGACUUUCAUCUGGGACAGUGGUACGUUCUGUGUCACGUCGACCACCCCCGCGCUCGUGGUCGCCCUCGCCCCACCUUCCGAUACAUCUCCCCCCCUCUCACGUCCGUCCAGCGGAGUGCAGUUCGUGAUUGGGCAGCUAACCACGGUGUGACGCUCUCCUCGCCCGCCAGAGGACGCGAGUUCCAUAUCGAUGUUACCCAGGCCGGCAACUUGACUAUCAAUCCUGCUCCGCCAGCCGGCGUUAUCGAUCUCACCGAUCUUUCUGAUGGUACACGCUCGCCCAGCGUCGAGAUUACACGCUUCGUCCCCGCUCCUUUACUCCGGGAUAUGCUGGUCGUCUACUACUUCUUCGAGGACGAAACCUUGCCCAAGAUUAUCGAACUUCCCGCUCGCGCAUCUAUCAACCAGUUCUUGAUGCGCCAUCACGAGCGCCAACUCCUUGACUACGAACUGAAACAGUCGGAUACGAUUGACAUUCUUACGUUCGGCGCUCCGGGUUUCGAGAUGUGGUCGAAAUUCCACGUCCGCGACUUAGCCAUACCGCGAACCAUGCCCGCCAUCGUUAUAUCUGGAACCCGCGUAAACAAAUUUCAUCCCUCCAUAGAGGCCGUCUACGAGCAUGCGUAUCAGGACGCCGCUAAACUUCCCGAGCGCAUUGUCGACCCGGACGACGCCUCUCACUCUGCGUAG
Peniophora sp. CBMAI 1063 is the source of this 837-nucleotide messenger RNA. The record is from the annotation of a GenBank genome assembly. NCBI's taxonomy places the organism in Eukaryota, Fungi, Basidiomycota, Agaricomycetes, Russulales, Peniophoraceae.